This is a messenger RNA of Erythranthe guttata (spotted monkey flower), 5011 nucleotides long. Lineage: Eukaryota; Viridiplantae; Streptophyta; Magnoliopsida; Lamiales; Phrymaceae. The record is from RefSeq and is a predicted model, not a curated record.
CACGUGAUCAUCUUCUAAGAACUCGUUGCAAUUUCCUUUUUGUAUCUGUAUUUUAUUUUGUCGAUUGCUUAAAAGUCGUGAAAACCGAUUCUUUCCUUUGAUCAUUUGCUGUCAUUCAUGAAUUUUCGGUAAAUAAUUGCAGAAACUUGCAGAAAUUUGUUGAAAUCAAUUGUCCUUUGAUGAAGUUUUAGGCUAGAUGGCUUUUAUAAACUGAUUGCUUAAGCCAAUUAGUAAGUGAGUGAUAACAAUUUGGAGAGAAUAUUUCAUACAUAUACUCUUGGAAUUUUGUUAUGUAGGCGAUUAUUGUGAAUUUAUGUGAAUUAAUAUUGUGAAAACUGGAAAAUACGAAGAUUAAGUUUCUAACUACGCACACUGGUGUAUUCUGAUUGUGUGGUUUUAUAAAUUUGAUCUGAUUAGUUUUUAUGGUGGUUUUGCAGGACGGGAUGAAGAAGUCCGGAACCAUACAGUUCACCAAGAGACCGUAUGUUGAAGAUGUUGGUCCUCGAAGGAUAGAAAGCAUUCAAUUUUCUACAUUCUCCGCCGCCGAAGUACUAAAAGCUGGCGAAGUUGAAGUUAAUAAGAUUGCGUAUUAUGAUGAAAAUAGAAAGCCUAUAGACAACGGUCUGUUAGACCUCCGCAUGGGGCCAGCAAACAAGAGCAUCCUUUGUAAAACUUGCGGUGGAAAAUUUGCCGAAUGCCCGGGCCAUUAUGGAUAUUUGCCUCUUGCUCUUCCCGUAUACAAUGUGGGAUUUUUCCUUACCAUAAUAGAUAUUUUGAAGUGCAUCUGCAAGAAUUGCUCCAGAGUUCUUCUUGCGGAUAAAGAUCAUCAAGUUUUUUUAAAGCAGAUGAGAAAUCCUAAAUGUGAGACGCUGAAGAAAAUUGAAAUACAGAAAAGAGUGGUGAAGAAGUGUAAUAGCCUGGCAGGAAGUAAGAGGGCUGUAAAGUGCUCCAGAUGUGGAUAUAUAAAUGGGAUGGUAAAAAAGGCAAAAGAACCUUUAAAGAUUCAGCAUGAUCGUGCCAAAGUUGUUGACAAUUGCUUGGAUGAACGUCGAUCUGCUCUUGCCCACACAAAGGACUUCAAAGGAAAUUCCAUGGUUAUUUCUACAAUUGACCCUAAAACAGCCUACCAUCUACUAGAAAAUAUGUUGGAUGAGGAUUGUGAGUUGCUCUAUCUACAUGAUAGACCAGAGAAACUUAUUGUCACAAAUAUUCUUGUGCCGCCAAUAGCUAUACGCCCUUCGGUUUUUAGUACAAGAGCAAUGAGCAAUGAGAAUGACAUUACAUCGAGGCUAAAACAAAUCAUUCAGAUAAAUGCUGCAGUUCUACAAGAAAUGUCAGAUCAAAGCUCUCAGAGCCAGAGCCUGACGAAUAACUGGGAUUCUCUACAAGUGGAGGUUGCACAAUACAUCAACAGUGAUGUCCGUGUCCCAUUGCAAUAUUCUGAAAACACCAAGCCAUUGAGUGGUUUUGUUCAGCGCCUCAAAGGAAAGCAUGGAAGGUUCCGUGGUAAUUUGUCAGGGAAACGUGUAGAGUUCACUGGCAGGACUGUUAUAUCUCCCGACCCAAAUCUGAAGAUUAACGAGGUUGCUGUUCCUAUCCUAAUGGCUCAAAUUUUAUCUUAUCCUGAGCGUGUUUCACAUCAUAAUAUAGAGAGAUUGCGGCAAUGUGUUCGUAAUGGCCCGACUAAAUAUCCAGGGGCCAAGUUUAUAAAGCAUCCUGAUGGCACAGAGAUAUCAUUAACGAGUAAAGUCAGACAUCGCCAUGCAGAUGACUUGAAGUACGGUUACAUUGUUUGUCGUCAUCUUCAAGAUGGAGAUAUUAUUUUAUUCAACAGACAACCAAGUUUGCAUCGAAUGUCAAUCAUGUCUCAUCGGGCAAGGAUUAUGCCAUGGCGCACGCUGAGAUUUAACGAGUCAGUUUGCAACCCAUAUAAUGCUGAUUUUGAUGGCGAUGAGAUGAAUAUGCAUGUACCGCAAACAGAAGAGGCUCGGACAGAGGCUCUGAUGUUGAUGGGGGUGCAAAACAAUUUAUGCACCCCAAAGAAUGGAGAAAUCUUGGUGGCUUCAACCCAGGAUUUUUUGACAUCAUCCUACCUUAUAACAAGGAAAGACACCUUUUAUGACCGUGCUUCUUUUUCUCUUAUAUGCUCAUACAUGGGUGAUGCGAUGGACCCGAUUGAUUUGCCAACACCAGCACUAGUUAAGCCAGUGGAGCUUUGGACUGGUAAACAGUUGUUUAGUAUACUAUUGCGCCCCCAUGCAAAAAUGAGAGUAUAUGUAAAUCUUACAGUGGCAGAAAAGAACUAUGGGAAAUCUGGAGAGACGAUGUGCCCGAAGGAUGGGUUUGUUUAUAUCCGCAAUAGUGAGCUAAUUAGCGGGCAACUUGGGAAGGCUACAUUAGGAAAUGGGAGUAAGGAUGGUCUUUACUCCGUUCUUCUCAGGGACUACAGUGCACAUGCGGCUGCUACUUGCAUGAAUCGCUUGGCUAAGUUAAGUGCUCGCUGGAUUGGAAAUCAUGGAUUCUCAAUUGGAAUCAAUGAUGUUCAACCUGGAAUUGUACUAAACAAGGAGAAGAAGGUGACAAUCGAUAAGGGUUAUGGCCAGUGUAUUGACUAUAUAGGCAGUUAUAAAUCUGGAAGUCUAGACCUGCUACCAGGCUGCAAUAACGCUGAGACUCUUGAAGCUAAUAUAACUGGAACCCUAAAUAACAUUCGAGAAAGAACUGCAAAUGUUUGCAUGAAUAAUUUACAUUGGAGGAAUAGCCCCCUAAUCAUGUCACAGUGUGGUUCCAAAGGAUCUCCCAUUAAUAUCGCACAGAUGGUUGCAUGCGUCGGUCAACAAUCUGUCGGAGGUCGUAGAGCACCAAAUGGAUUCGUUGAUCGAACUCUGCCUCAUUUUGAAAGAGAAGCGAAGGACCCAGACGCUAAAGGCUUCGUUCAGAAUUCUUUUUACACUGGCUUAUCUGCUACUGAAUUUUUUUUCCACACCAUGGGAGGAAGAGAAGGCCUUGUGGAUACAGCGGUUAAAACUGCUGACACAGGGUAUAUGGCUCGUAGACUUAUGAAAGCUUUAGAGGACCUCUCAGUUCAUUAUGACGGCACAGUGAGAAAUGCUAGUGUUUGCAUUGUUCAAUUUGUGUAUGGGGGUGAUGCUAUGGAUCCUGGACAGAUGGAAGAAAAAAGUGGACUUCCGUUGAACUUUGAAAGAUUGUUUAUGAAAGCAAAGGCCACCUGCCCUGCAGUAGAGCAAAAGAGUCUAAGUAUUGAAGAAAUCGACAAAACAAUGGACGAGAUAAUUGGGGAUCGACUCUCAGAAUCGACUGGGACUCCUGAAGGGGAGAGCUCACAGGCAUUUUCUGCUUCAUCAAAUAAAGAGGGUGGCAUGGAAACUUUUGAUAACUCAUUAAGAAAAUUCAUUCAGAAGAAAUACCCAAACUCAGAUCUCAUGCUGAAGUUGAAUGGAAAGGAACAUCCCGAUGAAGAUAAAGGUUAUUUGGAAAAAAUUGCUUCAAAUAUAUGUGGGGUUACCAGGCAGCAGCUAAUGGUCUUCCUAGAAACCUGCAUCUCUCGUUACAGUUUAAAGAAAAUUGAAGGUGGGACCGCAAUAGGUGCAAUUGGAGCCCACAGUAUAGGAGAGCCUGGGACACAGAUGACACUAAAAACCUUCCAUUUUGCUGGAGUUGCAAGCAUGAAUGUUACCCUUGGUGUUCCGCGUAUAAAGGAAAUAAUCAAUGCUGCUAAAAAAAUCAAUACACCAAUUAUUACUACCGCACUGCAAUCCGACAACAACGAGAUAAUUGCUAAGAUAGUGAAGGGGCGUAUUGAAAAAACACUUCUCGAGCAGGUAGCUAAGAGUAUAAAGACUUCCCAAGCAUCGAGAUCCGCAUCCAUAGUUAUAACACUUGACAUGACAAAAAUUCAAGGUGCACAUCUGUCUGUUGACGCUUAUACUGUGAAGGAAUCAAUUCUAAAAACUAAAAGAAUGAAACUGAAGGAGCAGCAAGUCAAGGUCUUGGAUCACAGAAAGCUGGAAAUCGUCAUGCACGCCGAUAAAAAAAAACUUCAAUUUGAACUCCACGGUCUUAAGAAUAAGAUCUCCAAAGUUGUUGUGAAGGGGAUCGACACUGUUGAACGUGCUAUAAUAUUAAAUGAAGCAAAGGAAAAAGAUCCAAGUGCAAACAAAAAAAUGAAGUUACUGGUAGAGGGGACUGGUCUUUUAUCUGUCAUGGGCAUUGAAGGAGUUGAGGGUCGAAAGACGACGAGUAAUCACAUCAUUGAAGUACAGCAUACACUUGGAAUCGAAGCUGCAAGAAAGAAAAUUAUUGAUGAGAUACAGUACACCAUGUCAAGCCACGGCAUGACCAUUGACAUACGUCACAUGAUGCUUCUCGCAGAUCUUAUGACAUUUAAGGGUGAAGUGUUGGGAAUAACGAGGUACGGUGUGCAGAAAAUGAAGGACAGUGUACUAAUGCUUGCUUCAUUUGAGAGAACAUCAGAUCAUCUUUUCAAUGCUUCUGCACAUGGGAAGGUCGAUAAGAUUGAAGGAGUUAGUGAAUGCAUUAUUAUGGGCAUACCGGUCCAAAUCGGCACAGGGAUGCUUAAAGUUAGGCAAAGUGUGAAGCCGAUAGAGUUGACUUACGGUCCAGAUCCGAUUAUAUCGUGAGAGUGAACUUUGUUGCUACAUGGAGAAUUUGGUUCUGAGCACGUGAGAUGGUUCACUCUAUCAUAUGUAUGAAAAUUGGCAAAGUUAUAAAUUAAUGCUUUAACAGAUAUGUCCAGUAAUUUGCUGGCGAUGUUUUUUCUUCUUUUUUUUUCGGCAAUACGAAACCGAAUUCCUAGUCUAGAAUACGAAACAUGUGUUUUUCUUCUUUCUUUCGGCAAUACGAAACCGAGUUCCUAGUCCAGAAUACGAAACAUACAUACGUCUGCAUUCACAAUUUGAAGUGAAAGACGUCUUAUCUACGUAUGAUUUAGGUAUUUGUUUUGGAUUAGAAAAAAAAAAGAUUUAGGUAU